Molecule: messenger RNA, 447 nt
Organism: Melampsora larici-populina 98AG31
Lineage: Eukaryota; Fungi; Basidiomycota; Pucciniomycetes; Pucciniales; Melampsoraceae
Exons: 3
Coding region: 1-447 (148 amino acids)
Source: RefSeq, a predicted model, not a curated record
AUGCCAUCCAAAAAGAACCCACCACCACGAUCAUCCAAUGAAAACACUGAUGAAUCGGGAGAGACUUCAGAUGAAUCCUCUGCAAAAUCCAACUUCUCAACAACAAACUCUCUACGCCGAUCGACCCGCUCUCGGCAACCGUCAAAAGGUACAUCGGCUGCCAAUUCUGAUUCAUCUCAAACUUCAAAACACACCCCAAAAAAGCGUAAGAACAACUUGAAUCCCAAGGUUAAGAAAAAGCGUAAAACCAAGAAAGAUUUGCUCGCCGAAGCAGUGAUAUCAACUUCUGCAACUACUUCAUCAAAUAUCCUCCAAACACAUGUCGAUCUUGUACAGGACUCUGAUAAGGAGAAUCAAAAGAUUAAGCCUCGAAAGGAGGUAUGCAAGCACACGAAACCAAUUGAAUACUAUGGUACACCCAUAAGAGGUGGAAAUGAUUAUUUUUAA